This is a messenger RNA of Bombyx mandarina (wild silkworm), 663 nucleotides long. Its product is annotated as microvitellogenin-like. The record is from RefSeq and is a predicted model, not a curated record. NCBI's taxonomy places the organism in Eukaryota, Metazoa, Arthropoda, Insecta, Lepidoptera, Bombycidae.
AUGAUAUCUGCUUUCUUCCACUGUUCUGAUGGACACUUUUUCAAUUUGUCCCACAGACACGACUUCAUUAUUAUGAAUGUCAUUAACCGGCUCAUCGAUGAUGGCAAAUCUCAAAUAUUUGAUUACGCAUACAAACUCACGGCUUCCAGUGGUACAUUCAUUGUCCGAGCACUCUUUCCUGUGGAGAUCCGAAUGCACGAAAAUCUGCUCUUCGUUAAAAUAAUCAGCUACCAGUAUAACUACGCUCUAAAAUACGGUCUCGGCGAGGAUUUUGAUGGAGACAGAACGGCCUACGGCGAUCCCGAUACCAGUACCAGGUUUAGAGUUACAUGGAAGUUCAUACCUUACUGGAUAGGAGAUAGGCUGUACUUCAAGAUACGUCCCAUAGAUCUUGUCUUAUUCUUGAAACUGGGUAACUCUAGAGACAGGUCUGGUGAUCACGGAGUAUAUGGAUCUACUAACCACGACUCAGACAGGCACUUGUGGUACGUGCAACCAGUCCGACAUCAUGGCAAGCUCCUGUUCUACAUCAUCAACAAGGAGUACGACAAACUUCUGAAACUCGGCCAAUCAAGGGAUAGCGAUGGCGAUCGUACAGCCUAUGGACACUCCACUAGGGACUUUAAUCCGGACAAAUUUGCUUGGUACAUCGACCUGAUUUAG